This is a messenger RNA of Rubroshorea leprosula, 1283 nucleotides long. The record is from the annotation of a GenBank genome assembly. NCBI's taxonomy places the organism in Eukaryota, Viridiplantae, Streptophyta, Magnoliopsida, Malvales, Dipterocarpaceae.
CUAGUUUAUUUUUCUUUCUAAACAUGGGUUUUCAACAGCAGCUCCACCUCCCCUCAUAAAAAUUGGCCGCACCCAAACAUAAAUAGAAACAAAAAGGUGGUGGUAGAUGCAUGAGCCACCGCAACACCACACCAACUUCAAACUCACAUAAACCGCACCCUUUCUCUUCACAUUCACCACCUUCCCCUUCUUAAGAUCUCAAACCCUUUUUCAGAUUUUACCUCCACGGUUUCUACCCUCUCCGAACCAGUCAACCACCACUUUUAUCUCUUUCAGGAGUGCAGUGAUAAAUGUCUGGGACGAUAAACUGAACCAUUGUGCACUGCUCUCAAAAUGGUGAGCUUACGGAGGCGUAGGCUCUUGGGACUCUGCUCUGGGAAGAAUUCUUUUCUGGUUCCACUUCCAAGAUUAUUUGACAAUGGAAGUUCUCUUAGAUAUUCAAGCCAAAAUGCAAGACCUGUCAGUGUGCAUCCCAUGCCAUCAGAUAGUCCUAACCUAUUUUGGAGAAAAAGCAUUGUGAAAGUAGGACCUGGGUCAUAUAUUUCUGGUUCUGGCUCGUCCCAUGCGCAGCAUAAUCAACCAUCCACAGAGCAACCAAUCAAACGGAGAAAGCAACAUAGGAGAAAGCAUGUUCACAACCAAGAAACAUGUCUGCUGAGAGGUGUAUACUUCAAAAAUAUGAAGUGGCAGGCAGCAAUAAAAGUGGACAAGAAACAGAUUCACUUAGGGACUGUUGGUUCACCAGAAGAAGCUGCGCACUUGUAUGACAGAGCUGCCUUCAUGUGUGGAAGGGAGCCUAACUUUGAGCUCCCAGAGGAGGAGAAGCAAGAACUAAGGGGACUCAAGUGGGAGGAAUUCCUGGCAUUUACUCGUCGUGCAAUCAAUAGUAAAAAGAACAAGAAAAGGAUAGGGAAGCAGUCUGAAUCCACCAUAGACUACAUCAAUUGGGACAGAAAGCAACAAGUCAAGAACUUCUUGGCAUUGGAAGAGACAGGGCCUGACUCCUCAGCCUAAUUUGCGUGGAUAAUUGUCUAGUAGCCUUAGGUGAUCAGCCUCCAUUUUUGGGUGUAUGAAGGCCCCUCCUAUUAGGGUAGGUAAUGAUAGAUUUCAUUAUUGUUCGGUGAGCAAAUAGCGACAUUAAUUCAUAACACAAUAAUCCAGCAAGUGUUAGAUGCAUCAUCUGCACCAGCCAACUAUGUUGUUAGGUAAAAUACAUGUAGUGCUUAUUUUGUUCGAAAAACAUGGAAACUUGGUCAGAAAGGAAAGAAAACCAUAAAUUUGUC